GUUUUCUUGAAAGAAAGCAUAAAGUUGCUGAAACAUAUUCAAGAAAGAAUUUGCCUCAAAAAACGCAUAAGCACUUGUAUAGCUUUGGCUAAUAUCCUAAACUAAAGCUAUCUGAAAGGGGGUUUUUUUGAGUGGCAUGAAAAAUGAAGAGUAGUAUGAUUAAAAUGGAUUUCCCUUACACAAGCGAUAUGAAAGGUGAAUAUUUCAUUCAUUUUAAACGAAGUCAUCCUGUUGUCAUUAGAAAUCUCAGAGGUUCAGCCUAGUGGAAGGAUUUAAAGGCAGCACUUCAACAAUAAUCAGAUUAGAAGGACUUGCAUAGCUCCAUGGUCUAAAAAAUGAGAUAAAAGAAACCAGAGUUCAAACUUGCCGCAAAGAAAGGCAGUGAGUUGUGUGGUGCAGAAUCAACCCACAGCUCUGAGCCUUUGGUUUUGACAAUCACCUGAAUUAGGGAUGCCUGCAGACUUCAAUGGCUACUGGAAAAUGAUCAGCAAUGACAAUUUUGAGGAGUAUCUGAAAGCACUGGAUGUAAAUGUUGCUGUAAGAAAAAUAGCGAACUUGCUAAAGCCUGACAAAGAAAUCCUUCAGAACGGGGAUCAUGUGAUCAUUAAAACGCUAAGCACUUUUAGAAACUACAUCAUGGAAUUUGAUGUAGGGAAGGAGUUUGAGGAGGAUUUAUCUGGGGUGGAUGAUCGCAAGUGCAUGACUACCGUGUCUUGGGAUGGAGAUAAGCUGCUUUGUGUACAGAAUGGAGAGAAAGAAGGCCGUGGUUGGACCCAGUGGAUUGAAGGAGAUGAAAUGCACCUGGAAAUAAGAGUGUGUGGAGUCACAUGUAAGCAGGUCUUUAAGAAGGUACAGUGAGCCUACUGCUGCUACAGGAGAGAAGAACAAUAGAAUUUACAGACUUGACACCAACUCUCCAAAUGCUAGUACUGAACAUCAUCAGUGACAAGAGCAAACACAGAAAUGAAGACCACAUUAGAGCUGUAUAGUUAGAAUAAAAUAUUUUUAGGAAAUAACUUUGAAAAAAAAUGACUGCAAAUAAAACUAUUUUUAGAAAUGCCAA
This is a messenger RNA of Corvus hawaiiensis (hawaiian crow), 1063 nucleotides long. RefSeq names its product retinol binding protein 1 (gene RBP1). Gene Ontology annotation, cellular component: cytosol; nucleus. NCBI's taxonomy places the organism in Eukaryota, Metazoa, Chordata, Aves, Passeriformes, Corvidae. Gene Ontology annotation, biological process: vitamin A metabolic process; retinoic acid biosynthetic process; fatty acid transport. The coding region runs from base 451 to 858 and encodes 135 amino acids. The transcript is spliced from 4 exons. The record is from RefSeq and is a predicted model, not a curated record. Gene Ontology annotation, molecular function: fatty acid binding.